This is a messenger RNA of Dimorphilus gyrociliatus, 2370 nucleotides long. Lineage: Eukaryota; Metazoa; Annelida; Polychaeta; Dinophilidae. The record is from the annotation of a GenBank genome assembly.
CAUGUUCAAUGAUGGAAUGGUCGAUAUAUGGCUUGGGGCAAGGAAAACUGAAAGUGACUGGUUAUGGAUUACUGACAAAGUAAGAGUGUCAGGACAAGGGUGCUAUUCGGAUUUUGUCUUUCAAAGAGAUUUAAAUAUAAGAAAGACUUUACUGCAUCUAACACCUACAAAAUGUAUAAAUGAAUGCGAAAGAAGUGGAUAUUUAUACGCUGGUUUGCAAUCAAAAACUGAAUGCUAUUGUGGGAAUGAAUACGGGAAGUAUGGAAGAUCAACAGGAUGUACUAUACCAUGUGAUGGUGACUCAACAAGACAUUGUGGGGGAUGGGGAAAGAAUUUUAUUUACCGAGUGGACGGAUCUUUCAUUGAAUGGUCCUAUAAUGAACCUAAUGAUAAAAAUCAAUACGAAGCAUGUGCUACUCUUAGUGUUCUUGCCGAUGAAAACAAAAUAUCUGAUGAAAAUUGCGAUAUGAAUACAUUUAGAUAUAUUUGCGAUAUUCGUGAAGAACUUUUAUACUACAAUUGGCAUUCAUCAAAUCCGAAGAACAGAAAUGAACAUUGUUUAAUAAAAUCUGCGGAAAACAACUAUCAAUGGUUGGAUGAGAACUGUAAUUCGAAGAAGCGUUUUUAUUGUCAAUAUGAUAAAGAUAUCACUACAACUUCUGAUGGAGUAACAACAUCAGUAACAACAACUGUAGAAUUUUCUUCUACUAUGAAUAUAACAAAUGCAACCCAAACAGUAGAAACUACUGAAUUUACAACAGUAGAAUCUACAAAAAUUAGUUCAACUAAAAAAGUUUCAACACUAAAAUCGACGAAGAACAAGCCAACAACCACACAAUCUACUACAAGAACUUCAACUCAAGAAACUAAUUUUUCUUCUGCUGAACUCUCUUACAGUACUACGGUUGCAGUAGGAGAGUCAACGAAAAAUGAACUCACACUUGGAUUAUUUCAUUACAUAAUUAUAUUAAUAUGUCUGGUUGCUAUUCCAAUUUCUAUAAUAGCAUGUUAUUCUUAUAAAAAAUUGAAAACAAACAAAGUUGAACCAAAGACGAAAAAUAAUACUCCAACAUCACUGUCUAUUAUUGACGAUAUUGGGCAUUGUACGUUAUCUGCAUCAGGCGUUGAAGCUGGACUGUUACACAAUCAAGUUAAAGUAUCCCCGAAAUUAGCAACUUUUAAAGAAGAGGAUGAAACAUCAGAUAAUAUUGACUAUCGCCACGAAAGAACUUCAUCACCAGGUGUAAAUGAUAACAGAAUGAUUGUGCACUUACCUCAAGAGCGUAAAAUAGUUGAAAGUGAUAUAGAGAAUGAUAAUGCCGUAUUUAACCAUGUACAACAAACAAGUACUCCAAAAUUAUUGACAGAUACCUACACAACUAAUUUGGUAGUGGAGAAUGAGCAGCCAAUCCCUCAGGAGAGUUUAAAAGUCGCCUUGGAUAAGAUUCAGAAACAACAGCAAGAAAGAGAGCAAAGUCUUAUGCUACAGCGAGCAGUAAUGAUGACAGAUAAUACAGCACUAUUGCAUCAAGAAAAUACCUUUGAAAAUGACAAAAUUAAAAGUAAAGAUAAAAAGACGAGGAAGAAUAAGAAAGAAAAACAAGCAUUUGAAGACAGUGACGAAGAACAAGAGAAUGAAAGGGUAAAAAAAAAGAAAAAGAAAAAGAAAAGGAAAAAAGAAGCUGAUGAGGACACUGAUAAUGUAGAUGAUAGACAGGAGGAAAAGAAAAAGAAAAAGAAGAAGAAGAAGAGUAAAGAAAAAGAAAGCAGUGAUGAAGAGAGAGAAGAACAGGAAGAUAAGAAAAAAAAAAAGAAAAAGAAGAAAAAACAUAAGGAGGAAAGAGACGAAGAGGAUAAACAAGAGAGAGAAAAGGAGAAAAACAAAGUAAAAAAGAAAGAGAAAGAAAAAGAGAAAAAGAAAUCGAAAAGAAAAGUCGCAGCAGAAGAUGAAGAUAAGGAUAAAUAAAACAAUAAAACUUUAAAUUUUGCUACUUUUCUAAAUUUUCAUUAAGCUGUCUAUCACGUUAACUGAUUAUAAAAUGUCACAAGAGUUGCAUGUUAAUAAUCAACUAAUUAUCUUCAAAAAAAGGAUGGUUAUUUUACAAAGAAUUUAUAUAUUAAGUAUAGGCAAGUAAACAAUGAAAUAUUUGUUCUAUUAUGUAGUAUUUUCUAGUUGAAUUAGAAAAGAAAAAUAUCAGGCAAAAACAAGAAUAGAUUGAGGAAAAUGCUAAAUAUAACUUUUAGAAUCAGUAGAACAAUAAACUUUCAGUUAUAUUUUAUAAAAAAUUAAUAGUACAUUAAUGAUUAAUUACUUACUUGUACAGUAAGAAAAUUUUGAUGACUUUGCUAAAAGAAAUUGUAAUUUUUAAG